Lytechinus variegatus (green sea urchin) is the source of this 3592-nucleotide messenger RNA. Its product is annotated as RNA-binding protein 8A-like. The record is from RefSeq and is a predicted model, not a curated record. Gene Ontology annotation, biological process: RNA splicing. Bases 30 to 533 code for a protein of 167 amino acids. Lineage: Eukaryota; Metazoa; Echinodermata; Echinoidea; Temnopleuroida; Toxopneustidae. Gene Ontology annotation, molecular function: mRNA binding. The transcript has 6 exons. Gene Ontology annotation, cellular component: cytoplasm; exon-exon junction complex; nucleus.
CUCUACGUCAGAGAGAAAACAUCUUCACGAUGGCGGACGUUUUGGACAUUCACGAAGCAGAAGGAGAUGAAGAAUUUCAGGUUGACGAGGAAUCUGAUCAAAGUAUUCAGAAGCUGAGGCAAAGCGUAAAAAAGAGGAAAGGGAGAGGAUUUGGCGCUGAAGGAGGAAUCCGUACUGCUGAUGAUGAAUUCCAGGGUCUUGAGAUUGAUACAAGUGAAACAGGGCCUCAAAGAUCUGUAGAGGGUUGGAUAUUAUUUGUGACCGGAGUGCAUGAAGAGGCUACAGAGGAGGAUGUAAGGGAUAAAUUUGCUGAUUAUGGAGAGAUAAAAAACACACAUGUCAACCUUGACAGGAGAACAGGUUACCUCAAGGGCUACGUGUUGGUGGAAUUUGAAACAUUCAAAGAAGCACAGAAAGCUAUGGAUGCCUUAAACGGUGAAGAGAUCUUAGGUCAAACAAUCAACGUUGACUGGGCUUUCGUCAGGGGACCACAUGAAGGAGGAUCAAAGAAAAGGAGUGGAAGAAGGCGUUAACACACGUAUUGAAGGAGUAUACGAUCUUUGUAAAAAAUUUCUUGUUGUAUAUGCCUCAACCUUGUGACCCAGUGGAGAAGAAAAGCUGAUCAUCUGGGUUUUUGUAAAAAUUUUGUGCAAACUUGAACCUACUGCAUAAAAACUGCCAUUGAUAGUAACUUUCCCAUCAGUGGUCACUCUAUCAUGGAGAUAACACUAGUCAAGUCAGUAUGGACAUCAAGAGUCUUUCUCAAGCUGUGGUAAAGAGUCUGUAAUGGGAGGUAUACUUGAGUAUCAUCCAAUACUCCAAUCUCACCAAAGUGUUGUGGUUUUGUUUUUGUUUGCUUUUAAUGAUUUUUCUUACAAAAUCAGUGAUUUGAUAUAAGAAAGUUAAAUACAAAUGAUUAUAUUGAAAGUAAAAUACAAAUGAUUAUAUCUGAAAUUUCAGCCCAGUUCAUGCUUGGGAAGUGAUAUUUAUAAAAAGGGAAAAAAUGUUCAGAUAUUUCUUCAAAGUUGCAAAUUACAAGCUAUGAGUCAUUUUUUAUAUCAUACCUUUCACUCCAUAAUAGUUUUAGGACAUGCACAUUCAUAUUAUGUUGUAAUUGACUGGAACAAUGAUAUACACUCUUACCAAAAGUUGAGAGAGACUUUAACAUUGAUGGCAAAGCUACUUACAAUCUUUUGUUUCAAGCAAUGCUCUUUUCCUGAACAGAACAAUUCUCUGUAAAUGCAGAGGUAUUUCACAGAGAAGUGCAUUGGAAUUGCUGCAUGCAGUACAAAUGCAUUACUGACUGCAUCGGACACAUUGUGUCCAUGAUAAGUGUGUUGGCAAUCCAUCACAGAAAUCAAUAUUGCAUGCAUAUGUUGUAUUACACAUUACUCAAUGUAUUCUCUUGACUCUCUGUGGAAAUCCUUUAUCUUCUUCCAAGGCCAAGGUAUUUGUACAAAACAUGUUAUUGUAAUCCUGAGACUUUUAAUCAAUUCAGAAAGUGCAGUCACAUUUGAUGGAUGCAUGGUCCAUUCAUCACAUUGAAAAUCAGUUUUAAAACAAAAUAUGAGAGAUGCUACCAAGUAAACAUUGAGUGCUGAGCAAGAAAGUAUAAUUCUUCCUUUGCUGUCCGGUGCAUAAGGUCUUUGAAACCACUUGGCCACAAAAAAAACAGUUUUAGAGACACAAGCCCUCUGGUAGCUUUAUGAGUUUAAUUUUGCAUACUCUAUUUUAUAUUAAACACAUCUUGAAAAAGCAACAGGUAUCUCAUGAGAUGUCUUUGCUGUUACCCAAUCAUGAAUUUGAAUCCACAGCCUUUUCCCUGUAAGAAUGAUGCUAUAACUACUCCAUCCCAGCUUGGCUCAAUUUCAGACCAUAGUCUGCUUUUUGGUGUAUGAAGUAGAUCAUUUUACUACAAAGUAAAUUAUUGAAGGUUGCUAUGAUACGUUCUAAAAUGUAUCAUCAGCAAUCUGAUGAUACAGUUUUGUAAUGGCUCCUUUGAUUGUUCGGACACACAAAUCAUAUUGGAAGCUUUCAUCAUAUUUUGUAUGAUCAGUGGUAUUAUUGAACAUUACAAUUCCAAGUAAGAUGUUAUAUGAUUUGAAAUGUUUCCUGUAAAUACUUUGAUACAUGUAUCCCAAUAUAGUUGGCUACAUUUUGUUAUUCGAUUGUUCUACUUUUCUUUCUUUUUUUAAAUUAUUUUUUUGUGUAUGAAUUUUUCUAAACUGGAUGUGUUUCCAUCGUGAGACAUUUUAUUGGCAUUUACAGUGAACUCCUAUCCCUUCCACAGCUUUGAAAACAUGAAUUUUCUUGAUUCUUUAUAUUGGAUUAAUUCAGGUUUCAGUUUAUUUACAAGCAUAUUUGGAAGUAUCAGUAAUCAAAGGCACUAUGUUAUUGGUAUGCUCAUGUAUUUCUGUCCAUAUGAAAAAAAAUAUAAGGCAUAUUUAUCAUGUCGCUUCUGGCAUUUUUCACUUGUGUGUACAUUUAUCUUGUGUAUGACAAAGGCCAUGAGUUAAGGAGAGAUCUUGGCCCCAUAUCACAAAGAGAUGCGAUUGAUCAAAUUUUCACAACUAUGGAAAACCAGGAAAGUCAACAUCUAAAAUGCAUCUUCAAAAUAUUUUUUUAGAUAUGCUGUAUAUUUAUACAGCCAUUAUCUGAUGGAAAUUUAGUGUAUGCCUCUCUUUGUUUGCAAACGACAUUGUACAAAUUUCCUGUAGAAAAAUUUAUGACAUUGAUAGAUUUCCAUAAAAUUGAGGUCGAUAGGAUCAAUCAUAACAGAUUGUAAAAUAGGACCCUAGUGUAUACUUGUAUGGGGUUUUUCAAAUGUUAUUAUGCAUAUCAUGAGAUGGAGGGUGGUAAUAUUAGGGCAAUUCCAUAAGAUACAUGUAUGUACAUAUCUGAUUCUCAAUGUGUCAGAAACUCCUGAAAUGAUUUGACCAUCUUUGCUGCUUCGUGUUGUCAAAGGAUUAAUGGCUUGAUUUGAACCAUUCUUAAAGUAAAAACUUUGAAUGGAUUAAAAUGGUGGCCGGAUGGUCAAAUAUGUUGAUUAGUUUAUGAAAUUGCCCAUUAGUUCAGUUAUUUUUAUCUUUUUCAUGUUGUUGCCCUUUAAUGUGUCCAAGAAUAUCCAUCCUUUUUCUUCGUUAAUACGUUGAUAGUAUUAAGACUUUUUAAACUUGUGUGCAAGCGGUCAUUGUGGGUAGAAUUUUUACACUAUUUCUGACAUUACUUUGGACUUGUCCAUGUAUUUUGCAGUCUUUGAUAAUUUGAUCAAAUAUGAGAGCUCCGAAUAUCAUUUUCCCCAGCAUUGUUGAUGUCUUUAUCAAUUAUAUAAAAAAAAUCAUUAAAAUUCAAAAUUUCCAACCAUUGUUGUAAUUAGUGUGAUGUCAGCAAAUCUUUAGAAAUCACUGAUCUCAGUAUGAUUGAUGUCCUUGGGAUUAUAAUAGGAGUCACAAUUGUAAAAUAUUUUGAUGCCUAGAAUGUGAAAUGAAAGCGCAGUACAUGUUCACUUAUCCUUUCCAGUGGUUACAAAUAAUUUGUUCAAACUUUUUUAUGUAACAUUCAGAUAGAAAUAAAAAGAAAUGAACAAUCUUUU